This is a messenger RNA of Leucoraja erinaceus (little skate), 3078 nucleotides long. It is a transcript of the gene ivd, whose product is annotated as isovaleryl-CoA dehydrogenase. Gene Ontology annotation, cellular component: mitochondrion. Gene Ontology annotation, biological process: L-leucine catabolic process. Gene Ontology annotation, molecular function: flavin adenine dinucleotide binding; 3-methylbutanoyl-CoA dehydrogenase activity. The record is from RefSeq and is a predicted model, not a curated record. The transcript has 12 exons. Bases 147 to 1427 code for a protein of 426 amino acids. Lineage: Eukaryota; Metazoa; Chordata; Chondrichthyes; Rajiformes; Rajidae.
CGCAUCGGGCCUUGCUCGCCGCGUCUCCAUGGCAACCCGCUGCCGGAAGGGACGGCGAGGCGGGCCCAGCCGCCGGAAGUGCGCACCCACGCUGGGCCCUGUUGAACCUCCCCCUCUGUCCGCGGUCCCCGUCUCUGCCUCUGACCAUGGCCGCUCUCCGGGCCCUCCGUGGGCCGUUCCUGACACUCAGGCGAUGGCCGCAGCCCGCCACCCGGGCGCUCGGGCCCGGCCACAAGUACAUGAGCAGCCUGCCUGCUAUCGAUGAUGUGGUGAACGGGCUGACGGAGGAGCAGCGACAGCUUCGACAGAUGGUUCAGAAAUUCUGCCAAGAUCACCUCGUUCCCAAGGCCCAGGAUAUCGAUCGGAAGAAUGACUUUCCAGAGUUGAGGGAAUUCUGGAAGCAGCUUGGUGAUAUUGGAGUUCUUGGGAUCACAGCUCCUGUUGAGUAUGGAGGAGCUGGAGGUGGCUACUUGGAUCACGUCCUUGUUAUGGAGGAAAUAACCCGAGCUUCUGCUGCUGUUGGCCUCAGCUAUGGAGCUCAUUCCAACCUGUGCAUCAAUCAGCUGGUGAGAAACGGCAAUGAAGAUCAGAAGAAGAAAUAUUUACCCAAGUUAAUCAGCGGUGAUCAUGUGGGAGCUCUCGCAAUGAGCGAACCAAAUGCGGGGUCGGAUGUCGUCUCAAUGAAGAUGAGGGCAGACAAGAAAGGCGAUUUUUACAUCCUCAAUGGCAGCAAGUUUUGGAUUACCAAUGGACCAGAUGCAGAUGUUCUGAUUGUUUAUGGCAAGACGGAAAUUCAUGCCAAACCAGCAUCUCAUGGCAUCACAGCUUUCAUUAUAGAGAAGGACAUGCCAGGAUUCAGCACAGCUCAAAAACUUGAUAAAUUGGGAAUGAGGGGCUCCAACACAUGUGAGCUAAUCUUUGAGGACUGCAAAGUGCCAGUCAACAACAUCCUGGGAGAACUGAACAAAGGUAUCUAUGUGCUGAUGAGUGGUCUGGAUUUGGAACGACUGGUAUUGUCUGCUGGCCCUCUAGGCAUCAUGCAGGCAGUUCUGGACCAUGCCAUUCCUUACUUACAUGUUCGAGAGGCUUUCGGCAAGAAGAUCGGAGAGUUCCAGCUUUUACAAGGCAAGAUGGCUGACAUGUAUACCCGUCUGAGUGCCUGCAGACAGUAUGUGUACAACGUAGCAAGAGCCUGUGACAUGGGACACAUGAGUGCAAUGGAUUGUGCCGGUGUAAUUCUUUAUGCUGCAGAGACAGCUACUAAAGUGGCCCUAGAUGGAAUCCAGUGUUUGGGUGGCAACGGCUACAUCAAUGACUACCCCAUGGGCCGCUUUCUACGGGACGCUAAGUUGUAUGAAAUAGGAGCCGGAACCAGUGAAGUCAGAAGGCUCAUCAUCGGCAGAGCGUUCAAUGCUAUUUACAAAUAACCCUUCUCGCAGCUUGCUGCAGAGACGAGGCUUGGCCAUGUGCCUCCUCCACCCACAAACCUGCACUUCAUUGUGGCAAUAUUUCAAGUUAACUUUAAGGCAUAUACUUAUUUUAUUUCAAAGUGCCUUGGUUUCUAUCAGGGCAAUCUUCAAUCUGAGAAAUAUAUAAUUUGCAGAGCAAAAUCAUGGAUGUUGAUGUGUUAAACAUGAAAUACUUGAUUAAAAUAUCAGGAAAGAAGGGAGUUAGUGCAACAGCAGAAACCUUCAAUGCAAUACAAAUUAUCGACUCGUCAUCAUAAUUCAGGUCUGCCGAUUAAUAUACUAAGUUGUGUUUUAUUACUUGGAAAAAAUACGUAAGUGGCAUAUGAAAAUACCUCCAUAGUGCUACAUAUUUAAACAAGAGGGUUGUUUGCAUUGUUACUGUGUGCACAAUCUGUACUCCUUCUGUGUUGGAUCAGAUUGUAUAUACGAGUUCAAUUGCUAUUGUUGGGGAAACUGAUACAAGUUACUGGUCGGAUUAAGGCAGACUGGCCUACACAACAAUCUUUCAAUCUAAACUACAAAUUCUAACAGUCCUCCCAUAACUCACUGUAAGCCAGAGGAUGCUUUCAUUAGAGUUUGAGUACUUUGCAGAAAAGCACUGACAAAAGGAUCUCAUCCUUUGGAAAAUGCAGUGACUGCACAACCCAAGGCUUUGAGUUCAAUUGCUUUUCAGUAAGUGAAUCUACAGUGCUAGUAAAUUUUCUACUCCUGAUCAAAAAAGAUCAAUAUCAAAGAAUCUUGUUAAUAUUUGGUAUUAUGCAGUGUGAUGUCCUGUGUAACAUGGUGUGAAGUUCUUUCAAAAUGUAAGCACUACAUGCACAAUGUCUAUCUUGGGUUGUGUACAGCUAUAUAAUAUAUAUAGAUAAUACACAAAAAUGCUGGAGAAACUCAGCGGGUGCAGCAGCAUCUAUGGAGCGAAGGAAAUGGGCAACGUUUCGGGCCGAAUCCCUUCUUCAGACUGAAGAAGAGUUUCGACCAUAUAUAUAUACACCCUGGAUAUCAGAAUAACACUUAAUUAUCUAAACGAAUAUGAGGUCAUUGAGUAGGAAGAACAGCAUCUGCAGGUUUACACCGAAGAUAGACCCAAAAUGCUGGAGUAACUCAGCGGGACAGGCAGCGUCUCGACCCAAAAUGUCACCCAUUCCCUCUAUCCAGAUAUAAUGCCUGUCCCGCUGAGUUACUCCAACAUUUUGGCUCUAUGAGGUAAUUGAGGAAUGAGUUGCAUCUCCUUCUCAUUCUUCUGUACUGGGUACCAGUGGUUACAAUUGCAGAUCAUUCUCAGCUGUCAAAUGCUGUUUAAAUAUGUGCAAUUGCACUGGUCCGUUCAUACUGGGGAAUGUAAUCUUGGUGCACAAAGGAUCCGGUGUAGGGUUUGCCAACUCUGGUGGGGCAUAUUGUUGCCAGCUUAAUCAGAUGAGCUCCUCCCUGCCAUGGAUCUGAUUCCCCAGCACAGUCAUUGAUGCAGUGCAACAUCUUCAUUGAAGAUUGGGAAAUGAAAAACGUAAUUAUUUAACAAUUGGAUUACUCUUGGCCCUUGAGUAAAAAUCCUUUGGUUCCCAGCUCCAAGAUUGUACUACCGAUAAUUAAUUAAUAAAGAAUUCAAAAUGAA